AAACGACGCCCGCAAUAAACCAAGGUUGGUCGGAAACCCUAAAGCUCUCCUUCUCUCCUCUCUCUCUCUCUCUCUCUGUGCGAGGUGGAGGAUGUGUUGAUGCUGCGAACUUGUUGCAGUGUCAUCAGCUUCUCUGAGUGAAAACAGGAGAAAUUAGCUCGAAUUUGGCUUCUGUCUUUCUGGUUAUGUGGUUCGGCCGAAAAUUUGUGUUUAGCCUCCUUCAGGGGUAUCCGGAAUGAAGGAAUCGUCGUUUGCAAGCGAAAUCCUUUCCUUUUUUGUGCUGCUGAGCCUCCAGAACGAAUGAUCCGACUGAACACUGAGCUGCUUGAAGGCUUCUGCUGCGAACUUUGAUCAGUGAUUGGUUCUUUCUGCUUUGUUUGGCUCAGGAGGGUUAGCGGCUUGUAGAUUUUUCUUAGGACUUGUUGUAUCGAUAUCUACUUUUUUUGGCAGUUAGUUAUGUCUAUUCUCCCCCAGAUAGAUCUUAUGUACAUUACAGUGGAUUCUGGGGAAUAGUGGUGACUUUGUACAUAAAGCGAUUGGGAUGGGAUAUUGUAAAAAUGUGGCAAUUUAAAGUGUUUAUUUUGUUUGCUGAAGGAGAAUUCGCUUAGGAAGUGGGAGUGGGAAACGGAAAUGUCUUUCCGGAGUAUAAUUCAAGAAAUGAAGGGUGAACUUGGGAGUAUGUCUAGGAAGGGUUUUGAAGUGAGGUUGGGGUAUGGGUCAAGAUCUAAGGCACACGGCGGGAGCGCGGGAUGUGGCGGAGACUCCGUCCACGGCGAGAAUGAGGGCCCUAAUAAGCAGAGCUGUUGGGCUAAUAUGCCGCCAGAGCUGCUGAGGGAUGUGAUCUUGAGGGUUGAGGCAGCUGAGGACACAUGGCCGCCCAGAAAACACGUGAUCGCCUGCGCCGGGGUCUGCAGGAGCUGGAGGGAGAUCACCAAGGAAAUCGUCAAGACGCCUGAGAUAUCGGGGAAGCUGACUUUCCCAAUAUCUUUGAAGCAGCCUGGCCCAAGAGAUGCCAUGGUGCAGUGUUAUAUAAAGAGGGAUCGUGUUGCUCAUACCUAUCGACUCUACCUUGGUCUCACUGAAACACUGGCGGAAAAUGGUAAAUUUCUUCUUGCAGCAAGGAGGGUUCGGCGCCCAACUUACACUGAUUAUAUUAUUUCUUUAGAUGCUGGGGAUAUGUCCAAGGGAAGCGGUACUUAUAUAGGGAAGUUGAGAUCAAACUUCUUGGGCACAAAAUUUACUGUCUAUGAUGCACAACCUCCUCAUGCUGGAGCUGUGGUGACAAAGAGCCGGUCAACACGAUUGGUUGGUUUGAAGCAAGUCUCUCCAAGAGUUCCAGCUGGGAAUUACACUAUUGCCCAUAUUUCUUAUGAGUUGAACGUCCUAGGUGCCAGGGGACCAAGGAGAAUGCAUUGUGUUAUGGAUGCCAUUCCAGCAACAGCAAUUGAACCUGGUGGCGUUGCCCCAACACAGACUGAGUUUCUGCUCAAUGGCCUUGACUCCUUCUCAUCAUAUCCUUUUUUCAGAUCUAAGUCUAUUCACUCAGAAAGUUCAUUCUCAGGCCCACUAUCUAGUCGAAAUAGUGCAAAAGAUGGAAUGCUAAGUUUGAAAAAUAAAGCACCAAGAUGGCAUGAACAGCUGCAAUGUUGGUGCUUGAAUUUUCGUGGGCGUGUGACUGUUGCUUCAGUGAAGAAUUUCCAGCUUGUCGCAUCACUUGAAAACACUCAAGUUACUCAUGAGCAUGAUAAGGUUCUCCUGCAGUUUGGGAAAGUGGCAAAAGACUCAUUCACGAUGGAUUAUAGGUACCCUCUUUCUGCUUUUCAGGCCUUCGCAAUAUGCCUCAGCAGUUUCGAUACCAAGAUUGCUUGUGAGUAAAAGGUUUUGGCACGUGGCCUUAAUUCUCACCAACGGAUGUGCUCCAGGUUGACUGUUGACACCACCUUUUUAUAUAGUUUCUGGAAAUUGGUGCAUGCUUAGGCACAUGCACUUGUGUGUGUACAUAACCUUUGGAAGUAUCUCAGGCUGCUGUGCUGAUGGACCCAUGAUCAGCUUGUGUGGCAAUUCCUGGAGUUCCAACUGUAUGCUUUCUCUGUUCAAUUGGACAGGUUUGCAAGAGUUUGAUUUCAUUUAACAGUGAGGGUUGUAAGUUGUAAUUGUAUUUUCAUGUCAUUCUUGCUUUCA
Messenger RNA from Nymphaea colorata (pocket water lily), 2181 nucleotides. RefSeq names its product tubby-like F-box protein 3. Gene Ontology annotation, molecular function: protein binding. The record is from RefSeq and is a predicted model, not a curated record. The transcript is spliced from 6 exons. Bases 631 to 1875 code for a protein of 414 amino acids. Lineage: Eukaryota; Viridiplantae; Streptophyta; Magnoliopsida; Nymphaeales; Nymphaeaceae.